AUGCAAAUGCCAAGUCCAACUAUGAAGCAAACCAACGUUUCCGAUCAGAACAUGUCCAAGAAUCACAUCUCUCCCACCCGACACAAGUUUCGCUCUAGAAGGAGGAAAACCAUUUCUGCUCGCCCCUUGGUCGCAUAUGAUAUCAACGACACUAACAGUCCCUACUACAAGGGUCUCACCGACCAAUCCCUUGCUAUUGUCGAUGCCAUACCCUCCUGCGCACAACCUCAUCAUCCUCAUACCCCUCCCACUGACCUCCUUUCCAGUCCUUAUUAUAAAGGCCUUACAGACUAUUCCCUUGCUCUUGGCCCUUGGAAUCCUCACAACCAUCCUAUUCCUUUUCCCAACAGCUCCCUCUCAUACCCCUCUAGUCCUUACUAUAGAGGUCUUCUCACUGACUACUCCCUUGUACUUCAUGCACCAUCACUUCAACCUCCUUUCAAUAACUUCCAACCUUCUAUCAGAACUAGGGAAGGGCUAACGCCAAAACUCUCACUACCAAACAUCAAGCCUGACUCUACUUUGAAGGACUUGAUGGUCGAUGCUGAUCAAGUUGACUUUCUUCUUACCCAAGAAAGUAAUGAAGUUGGGAAUUGUGCAUUAUUGGAAGAACUUGGUGAGAAAACAACUCCGGAGGAGAUUGAAAAAGGGGUUGAUGAAGAGAAGCCAUUGAGAGAGAAUGGAUCAGAGACGAUCAUGGUUGAGAGUGUGUUAGAGGACAAAGCAGAGAAAAUGAUGUUGGAGAAGAUCGAAGAAUUGAUGACAGACGGGGUCAACGAGGAUGUUAAUAUGGUGAUUGAAGAGAAGCCAUUGAGGGAGAGUGUAUUAGAGCAGGCAAGUGAUAAGGUUGAGGGUGUAUUAGAAGAAACAAUCUUGGAUACGAAGAUGAUGACGAGUUAUGAUGUUAUUGAAGAGAAGCCAUUGAGGGAGAGAGUAUCAGAAACAAGGGAGGAUGUAGUGAUGGAUGUGCGGAAGGAAGAGGAAGGGAAAGGCUUGUCUGUUGUUUCUAAACAAGCAGUUGUUGUUGCAUCAGAAUCUCAAUUGAAAGAGGGAAGAGAUGUUUACGACUAUAUAUGGGCAGCCAAAUACCAACCCAUGACCUUGGAAGAGUUCAUCUGCAACAAAGAUAAAGCACAUUACCUCAAAACAAUGGUAAAAAAUGGUUGUGGGUGCAGUCACUUUAUAUUUGAAGGACCACCAAGUGUGGGAAAGAGAUCCAUGAUCCGGGCUAUGCUUCGAGAGGUAUUUGGCGACGACAGGGUCCAGGUGACCGAAGAAUAUAAAAACUUCAAUUUGAAGGGAGAAAUGGUUGAUAAUGUGCAAGUGCGCGUGAAGAAAUCACUCCAUCAUGUUGAGGUCAAUCUGUCAGAGACAAAUGGAUACGAAAAGCAUGUAAUUGUUGAUUUAUUCAAGGAAACAUAUGGGGAGGUGGUAGAUAACUCGCAGCCAUGUUGCCCAGAAAACUGCAAAGCUAUCGUUUUGUAUGAGGCGGAGAGGCUAUCGAUAGAAUCGUUGCUGUAUAUUAAGUGGCUACUGGAAAAGUAUAAAGGGUGUAAUAAGGUUUUCUUCUGUUGUUCUGAUGAAUCAAAGCUCCAACCUGUGAAGCCACUUUGCAUCACUCUCCGCCUUUCAUCACCAUCAACCCAAGAGCUUUUCACCCGACAGCUUGUUCAAAUUUUGGAAAAUAUUGCAAAAGAAGAAGGAAUAGAGAUAUCACGCCACUUGGUGGAGAACAUAAUUUGGAGGUCCAAAAACAAUCUAUGCCAAGCCAUUCGUUCAUUGGAGGCCACUUGCCGAAACAAGGAUGCUCUCAAAGACGACGAUGUAAUUCUAACUGGCUGGGAAGAAGAUAUUUUGGAUAUUGCCAAAAAAAUAACCCAAGAGCAAAGUCCACGACAGCUGUACGCCAUUCGUAGAAAGCUAAGAAGUCUUAUGAGUCAUGAUGUUCCUGCUGACUUUGUUUACAAGUGUUUGGUACCAGAGUUAACUAAUCUUAUUCAUCACUCGCUCCGACCAGGGGUUGUCAGACUCGACAGGGACUUCAUGAGACCUUGUGAAACCAAAUUUGAAACUAUGAAGCAGCAGUUCUGUCAUGCUCAAAGCAAACAAGCUGAAUCUGAUGAGAAGAGCACCGAUUCAACCAAAAAGAAUACCCUAACUUACUUAAAAGUAGAAGAGUUCAUAGCGAAAUUCAUGAGCUGGUACAAGAAUUGGUGUGAAAAAGACAAUAAGCGGUAG
Sphenostylis stenocarpa is the source of this 2238-nucleotide messenger RNA. The record is from the annotation of a GenBank genome assembly. NCBI's taxonomy places the organism in Eukaryota, Viridiplantae, Streptophyta, Magnoliopsida, Fabales, Fabaceae.